AUGGUGGAUGGUGGAGUGCUGGAUGCUGGGUGCUGGAUGCUGGAUGCUGGGGAUGCUGCUGAGUGGUGGAUGGUGGAUGGUGGAGUGCUGGGGCUGGUGGUGGAUGGUGGUGGGGAGCUGGUGGUGGAUGGUGGAGUGCUGGGUGCUGGGUGCUGGAUGCUGGGGGGAGCAGGUGGUGGAUGGUGGAUGGUGGAUGGUGGGUGCUGGGGUGCUGGGGCUGGGGAGCUGGAUGCUGGGGAGCUGGUGGUGGAUGAGUGGAUGGUGGGUGCUGGGUGCUGGGUGCUGAGGGGCUGGUGGUGGAUGGUGGAUGUGCUGGGAGGAGCUGGUGGUGGUGGAUGGUGGGGGCUGGUGGUGGAUGGUGGAGUGCUGGAGUGCUGGGUGCUGGAUGCUGGGGGCUACAGGGGCUGA
Messenger RNA from Haliotis rubra (blacklip abalone), 408 nucleotides. RefSeq lists its product as uncharacterized. NCBI's taxonomy places the organism in Eukaryota, Metazoa, Mollusca, Gastropoda, Lepetellida, Haliotidae. The transcript has 2 exons. The record is from RefSeq and is a predicted model, not a curated record. The coding region runs from base 1 to 408 and encodes 135 amino acids.